AACAAACCAAAGUCUUCAAGACAUGGUAAAGUUUUUGAAGUCUAAGCAGACAAUUGCCAGUGACAAAUAUGCUCUAACCGUUCUUACUAUUCCCCCUAUUAACAAAAUUGUGUUUAUUUCACAAUUGAAAGACUUAAGAGUAGACUCUUUUUGGUUGGACUUGAAAAAUCAGCAUUCGGAUGUGAUGGAGUUUUGGAAUUGCUAGCAAUUUAUCAUGGACAAUUGGUAGUUAUAAAUAGAUAAUUAUGUUCAGCUGUGUUUAUUUCAAGAAUGGAAGACAUGAAUUUGCAUUUUCUUCAAUAUCAGAGAUAGUCUAUGUGCAAGCGUUUCUAGUGGCACAAGUUUAUAGCUUUUUUAUGAAAUGCUGGUGGGCAAUUGGUAAAAAUCGGCACCAUAGCUUAAUAAGGACUCCAACUCUUAAGAGUUUACUAAUUAAGGAUCUAACUUUUUUUGUUCUUAGAAGUGGAUCUCAGCUUUUUAAUUUUUCUAUUUAGAAACUCAAAUCCAACAAAUGCUUAAAGGUGUGGGCAGUUUGGUUUUGUGUUGUGUGGUCUAUAUGGUUAUGGAGGAAUGGCCGAAUCUUCCAGGAGGAGGCAACUUCAAUGGAAAAGGUGGUAGAGCUUGUCAAGUGUCAAUCAUUUUUCUGGAUUAAAGAUAAUAUACAGUCUGAUCUCGACCGGGAUUUAUGGAUGAGAUUACCGACGGAAGUCUGCAAGUUGCAAAACAAUUCAUGGAUCUAAUUGAACACAACUUGCUAUUUUGUGGCUUAGAUUAUUGGAUUUGUACGCUGAUUGGUAACUAUUUUUUGGUAAACAGGUUUGCAGUACCCUUGUACUCCUAUUAGUAAAACUUAUCAUUUUGC
Molecule: messenger RNA, 862 nt
Organism: Rubroshorea leprosula
Lineage: Eukaryota; Viridiplantae; Streptophyta; Magnoliopsida; Malvales; Dipterocarpaceae
Source: the annotation of a GenBank genome assembly